Molecule: messenger RNA, 2781 nt
Organism: Alnus glutinosa
Lineage: Eukaryota; Viridiplantae; Streptophyta; Magnoliopsida; Fagales; Betulaceae
Product: dynamin-related protein 5A-like
Exons: 8
Coding region: 128-2593 (821 amino acids)
Cellular component (GO): microtubule; cytoplasm; membrane
Molecular function (GO): GTP binding; microtubule binding; GTPase activity
Source: RefSeq, a predicted model, not a curated record
AAAAACUUUUUUGGAGGACGCAUUUCAUUUGAAAACCCGUUCCCCAACGGCUUCGUGAGCCAAAUUCAAAUUCCAAGUUCCCCAUCCAGCCAUCCCUCAUUCCCCCCUCUCUUUCUCACUCUCUCCAAUGGCGACCACCAACGCCUUUCUCAGCACGCCCUCCAAGACCCCCUCCGACAAGUCCCGCAAACACCCCAACCCCGUCUCCGCCGACUCCACGGCUCGCUCCUCUCGGUUCGAGGCCUACAACCGUCUCCAGGCGGCGGCGGUGGCCUUCGGGGAGAAGCUGCCGAUCCCAGAGAUUGUGGCCCUGGGUGGCCAAUCCGACGGCAAGAGCUCUCUCCUCGAAGCCCUCCUUGGGUUCCGUUUCAACGUCCGCGAGGUCGAGAUGGGCACCCGCCGCCCCCUCAUUCUCCAGAUGGUCCACGACCCCACCGCCCUCGAACCCCGGUGCCGCUUCCAGGAAGAGGAUUCUGAAGAAUAUGGAAGUCCUGUUGUUUUGGCUUCUGCAAUUGCAGAUAUCAUAAAAUCCCGAACUGAGGCACUUUUGAAGAAGACUAAAACUGCAGUUUCUUCUAAGCCAAUCGUGAUGCGAGCUGAAUAUACGCAUUGUCCUAAUCUCACCAUUAUAGAUACACCAGGCUUUGUUCUUAAGGCAAAGAAAGGAGAACCAGAGAAUACCCCCGAGGAAAUUCUUACGAUGGUGAAGUCAUUGGCUAGUCCUCCCCAUCGCAUUCUGUUGUUCCUUCAACAGAGUAGUGUGGAGUGGUGCUCCUCACUGUGGUUAGAUUCCAUUCGCGAAAUUGAUCCAACAUUCAGACGGAUAGUAAUCGUCGUCUCCAAAUUUGAUAAUCGUCUCAAGGAGUUCAGUGACAGGUGGGAAGUGGACCGAUAUUUGAGUGCAAGCGGUUACUUGGGAGAAAACAUACACCCAUUUUUUGUGGCCCUCCCAAAGGACCGGAACACCAUUUCAAAUGAUGAAUUCCGCAGGCAAAUAUCUCAGGUGGACUCAGAAGUUCUACGUCAUCUUCAUGAGGGCGUCCAGGGUGGAUUUGAUGAGGAAAAGUUCAAGCCUUAUAUUGGGUUUGGCCGUCUAAGAGAUUUUUUGGAGUCUGAGCUUCAGAAAAGAUAUAAAGAAGCUGCACCAGCAACUCUAGCUUUGCUUGAGCAGCGCUGCAGUGAAGUUAUGGCUGAUCUGGCCAGAAUGGACUCUAAAAUUCAGGCUACUUCUGAUAUUGCUCAUCUUAGGAGAUCUGCAAUGUUGUAUGCAGCUUCUAUCAGCAAUCAUGUGGGAGCUUUGAUUGAUGGAGCAGCAGAUCCUGCCCCAGAGCAAUGGGGAAAAUCAACAAUGGAGGAGCAGUCAGAAAGUGGUCUGGGGGGUUGGCCUGGUGUUAUUGCAGAUAUAAAGCCUCCCAAUGCUACUCUUCGGCUUUAUGGAGGAGCUGCUUUUGAAAGGGUGAUACAUGAAUUUCGCUGUGCUGCUUAUUCCAUUGAAUGCCCCCCAGUGUCAAGGGAGAAGGUGGCAAACAUAUUACUUGCCCAUGCUGGCCGAGGUGGGGGUAGAGGAGUAACAGAAGCAGCUGCAGAAAUUGCUCGUGCUGCUGCCAAAUCAUGGCUGGCUCCUCUUCUUGACACUGCUUGUGAUCGGCUUGCUUUUGUUUUGGGGAAUCUCUAUGAUCUUGCACUAGAAAGAAAUCACAGUCGUGACGCAGAAUAUGGGAUGAAAUCAGAAAAAAUGGAUGGCUAUGUUGGUUUUCAUGCUGCUUUAAGGCAUGCUUAUAAUCGCUUUAUUAAGGACCUUGCCAAACAAUGCAAGCAAUUAGUUCGGCACCACCUUGAUUCAGUUACAAGCCCAUACUCACAGGUAUGUUAUGAGAAUGAUUUUCAAGGACGCCUUGGCUCAAGUGCAACCUCUUUUUGCAAGUUCAACCAGGCUUCAGUUGGUUCAUUUUGUCUUGAGCUAACUGAUGGGGGGCCAGCAGCCUGUGAUGAAAAAAUGAAGGAUCAAGAGAACGUACCUCCGGAAAAGAAUGGACAGCAAACCACUCCAGGAAAAGGUGCAGAAGCUCGAGGAGCUCUUCGAGAAAGCCAAAUGACUGUGCCUGAGACACCAUCACCUGAUCAGCCAUGUGAUGCAGUAUAUCCUGGGGCCAAGAAAGAACUUGGAAAUGGCAUUGACGUUGGAGUGAGAAAACGGGUUUCAAGAUUGACAGGCAAUAGCAGAAAUACUGAUCACAUAAGAGUUCAAGAUGGUGGUGGUCUUUUAUUUGGUGAUAGCGGUUCAAGAUCAGGCUCACCCUACUCAGAUAUCUGUUCAUCAGCUGCAAAUCAUUUUGCACGGAUUCGUGAAGUUCUUGUUGAGCGAAGUGUUGCUUCAACUUUGAAUUCUGGAUUCUUAACCCCCUGCAGGGAUAGGCUUGUGGUGGCACUUGGGUUGGAUUUGUUUGCUGUGAACGAUGAGAGAUUCAUGGACAUGUUUGUUGCUCCAGGCGCCAUUGAUGUCCUACAGAACGAACGACAGUCUCUUCAGAAGCGUCAAAAGAUACUUCAAUCUUGCUUGAACGAGUUCAAGAGUGUUGCUCGUGCCCUUUGAUGGCAAAUUGGCAAAUCCUAUUUUUUAACAAAACUGUGCUAUUACCAGCAAUUCAGAGGUUUUCACAUCUAGUGAACACUCACACUUGUUAUUCUUUAAGGCACUACUUAUUGCAUCUAUAACAACCCGUUAGUAUUUGAUAAACAAACUGUUAAAGUAUUGAUUAUGUAAUUAGAUUUAUCUCUUUC